Molecule: messenger RNA, 780 nt
Organism: Cucurbita maxima (winter squash)
Lineage: Eukaryota; Viridiplantae; Streptophyta; Magnoliopsida; Cucurbitales; Cucurbitaceae
Product: protein kish-like
Exons: 5
Coding region: 346-558 (70 amino acids)
Biological process (GO): intracellular transport; protein secretion
Source: RefSeq, a predicted model, not a curated record
AAAAAUUGGUCAUCGUUGGGAGUCGUCUGAACCGCGGAAUCAUCUAUUUUUGACAAUCGGAGGUUAAUUCUCAGUCAGAAGUUGUUCGCUUUUGCUCGCCGCCGCUCAAAUCCUCGGCUCUUGGGAGGUCAAGAAGUUCCUUUCCUCCGCUCCUUUCGUUUUCGAAGAAUUGCGAUCUGACACGCCCCGGCGAGUUGAAUCGGACCCGCUCUUUCUUCUCUUAUCUCCGUUUAUGCACCUUCGGAUGAACUUCUUUGGGUCCGUUGCUAACUUGUUCUUAACCUAUUUCUAGAUUGAAUUGAAGGAGAGGAUUGAUUAGCGUGGAUAAUACCUGUCCCUUCGAAUAUGUCGGCUCUGUUCAAUUUUCAUUCCUUUCUGACAGUAAUCCUAUUGGUAAUUUGUACCUGUACUUAUGUGAAGAUGCAUUUUCCUGCUAUUCUUGAGCAAAGAAAUGGGUUUCGUGGCUUCUUUUGGAAAGCAGCCAGAAUAGGUGAACGUUUGAGUCCUUGGGUAGCUGUGGGAUGCUUCUCAAUGGGAGUCUCGAUAAUUUUCUUCUGAGCUAUGCCUCUAUAUUCCCUGUUUUGUGGGUUAUUUAGCAUGUUGUGCUUUUACAGUCUUAUUUUAGUAAUAGGGUGUUUGAAAUUAGAGUUCUGUAGUGAUAUGGUUGAAAGCUAUUUAAAUCCAUUAUAAAUUCACCAGCAUUCCAUUAGUCUUAUCAAAAGGGAAGAUAAUUGCUGUGUUACUUUAUGAUUCUUAUCAGGAAAAUUAAGGAGUUUAUCA